Molecule: messenger RNA, 1224 nt
Organism: Cygnus atratus (black swan)
Lineage: Eukaryota; Metazoa; Chordata; Aves; Anseriformes; Anatidae
Gene: FOXF1
Product: forkhead box F1
Exons: 2
Coding region: 1-1224 (407 amino acids)
Biological process (GO): regulation of transcription by RNA polymerase II; animal organ morphogenesis
Cellular component (GO): nucleus
Molecular function (GO): DNA-binding transcription factor activity, RNA polymerase II-specific; RNA polymerase II cis-regulatory region sequence-specific DNA binding
Source: RefSeq, a predicted model, not a curated record
AUGACUGCAGAAGCGCAGCAGGCUCUGUCCUCUCAGCCCCCUCCUCCUCCGGCGCACAGCAGCUACGGCCCCAUGUCCUCCGUGGCCGAGAAGCAGCCGCAGAGCUCGGCCAUGGACGCCGCCCCCGGGGCCCCCCCCGGGCCGGCCGGCAGCGCUGCGGGCAGCGGCGGAGCGGCGGGCGGCGGCGGCGGUCCUAAAGCGAAGAAAACGAACGCGGGGAUCCGGCGGCCGGAGAAGCCGCCCUAUUCCUACAUCGCCCUCAUCGUCAUGGCCAUCCAGAGCUCGCCCUCCAAGCGGCUGACCCUGAGCGAGAUCUACCAGUUCUUGCAGAGCCGCUUCCCUUUCUUCCGCGGCUCCUACCAGGGCUGGAAAAACUCGGUGCGCCACAACCUCUCGCUCAACGAGUGCUUCAUCAAGCUGCCCAAAGGGCUGGGCCGCCCGGGCAAGGGCCACUACUGGACCAUCGACCCCGCCAGCGAGUUCAUGUUCGAGGAGGGCUCGUUCCGCCGCCGGCCCCGAGGCUUCAGGAGGAAAUGCCAGGCGCUGAAACCCAUGUACAGCAUGAUGAACGGGCUCAGCUUCAACCACCUCCCCGACAGCUACAGCUUCCAGGGCUCGGCCGGAGGGCUCUCGUGCCCCCCCAACAGCCUCUCCCUCGAGGGGGGCUUGGGCAUGAUGAACGGCCACUUGGCCGGCAACGUGGACGGGAUGGGGCUGGCCGGCCACUCCGUGCCCCACCUGCCCGCUAACGGCGGGCACUCCUACAUGGGCGGCUGCACCGGCUCCUCGGCGGGCGAAUACCCGCACCACGACGGCUCCGUGCCGGCCUCCCCGCUGCUCGCCGGCGGCGGCGUGAUGGAGCCGCACUCGGUCUACUCCAGCUCGGCCUCGGCUUGGGCUCCCUCCGCUUCGGCCGCCUUGAACACGGGAGCUUCCUACAUCAAGCAGCAGCCGCUGUCGCCCUGCAACCCCACGGCCAACCCGCUCUCCUCCAGCCUUUCCACGCACUCCCUCGACCAGUCCUACCUGCACCAGAACAGCCACAACACCGCCGAGCUGCAAGGCAUCCCGCGGUAUCACUCCCAGUCUCCGAGCAUGUGCGACAGAAAGGAAUUCGUCUUCUCUUUCAACGCCAUGGCCUCCUCCUCCAUGCAUUCGGCGGGCAGCGGCUCCUAUUACCACCAACAAGUGACAUACCAGGACAUCAAGCCGUGCGUUAUGUGA